Oncorhynchus kisutch (coho salmon) is the source of this 1504-nucleotide messenger RNA. RefSeq names its product small glutamine-rich tetratricopeptide repeat-containing protein alpha-like. Gene Ontology annotation, biological process: post-translational protein targeting to endoplasmic reticulum membrane. Bases 173 to 1204 code for a protein of 343 amino acids. The transcript is spliced from 12 exons. Gene Ontology annotation, molecular function: molecular adaptor activity; protein binding. The record is from RefSeq and is a predicted model, not a curated record. Gene Ontology annotation, cellular component: TRC complex; membrane. Lineage: Eukaryota; Metazoa; Chordata; Actinopteri; Salmoniformes; Salmonidae.
GGACGCAUGCUUCAGCCAACGCAGAUAUGACGCGUCACACAUGCGACGAAAAUCAACACAUUUUUUUCCCCCAUCACCACCAGCUAACGUUACUGCAAGGAACGUCUGAAGCAAAGGCAACUGGGUCCCUCGCAAUACACAUUCUACUGAGAGGUUUGGACCUCAAUCCAAAAUGACAGACACAAAGCGUCUUGCCAUCUCCAUCAUUCAGUUUCUUCAUGAUCAACUGGGCUCUGGGAGUCUAUCGUCAGAUGCUCAGGAAAGUUUAGAAGUUGCAGUCCAAUGCCUGGAGACUGCCUUUGAGGUCUCGACCGAUGACCAGACCCUAUCUGUCACUCAAACAUUACCAGAGAUUUUUGCCUCUGCGACACAGAAGCAUCCUGAAACCUCCCAGGUGAAAAUAAACACAGCCACAGAUUCCCCUACUGGGGAGGAAGUAGCAGAGGCAGAGAGACUCAAAACUGACGGCAAUGAUCAAAUGAAGGUUGAGAAAUUUGGGGCAGCUGUGGAAUUCUACUCAAAGGCUAUUGCCAUAAACCCCCGGAAUGCAGUCUACUACUGCAACAGGGCUGCUGCAUACAGCAAACUAGGCAACUACGCUGGAGCAGUUCAGGACUGUGAACUUGCCAUUGGGAUUGACCCAAACUACAGCAAAGCAUAUGGAAGAAUGGGGUUGGCUCUAGCCAGUUUAAACAAACACACAGAAGCUGUAGGUUAUUACAAGAAAGCCCUAGAGUUGGACCCAGAGAACGACACCUACAAAUCCAACCUGAAAAUAGCAGAGCAGAAAAUGGAGACUCCAAGCCCAACAGGAGGAAUGGGAGGAGUUGAUCUGGCUGGUUUGCUCAGUAACCCUGGUUUCAUGAACAUGGCGUCCGGUUUGAUGAACAACCCACAAGUACAGCAAAUGAUGUCAGGGAUGAUGUCAGGGGCUUAUGGGCCAAUGGGAGCUCCAGCAGUGCCUGGGUUAGGAGCCGGACCAGGGUUAGGAGCCGGACCAUUAGGAGCUGGACCAGGGUUAGGAGCCGGACCGGCAGCAGGAGUUGGAGUAGUGGGAGCUGGUCCAGGUGACAUCUCUGGUCUCAUCCAAGCGGGCCAACAAUUUGCGCAGCAAAUGCAACAGCAGAACCCAGAGCUAAUUGAACAGCUGAGGAGUCAGAUUCACAGCCGGACACCUAGUGGUAGCAACGAAGAACAACCUUGACCCUCAGACGGGAAGAUUUGUGUGGAGAAGUGAAGAUGACAUGUAUUUUUUUUCUAUGUAUGAUUUGUAUUAUCUCCCAACUCUAUGGACAAAAAGCUUUAUUGCAUGUGUGCUCCCCCCUGUUUUUAAGGAAACUGAUCAGCAAAACCUUGCGGGAAUGAUGAAAUUUGAUAAACCUGCUGUCAACAGAUCUAGUCUGAAGUGUCUGCAAUGUCACACCAGUUUAGCUCUUGGUUUAGCUGUUUAAUGUUACUAUUCCUUGCCAGUGAACUGUUGUCGGAACUGAACAACCCCCCCCCC